This is a messenger RNA of Sungouiella intermedia, 1356 nucleotides long. Lineage: Eukaryota; Fungi; Ascomycota; Pichiomycetes; Serinales; Metschnikowiaceae. The record is from the annotation of a GenBank genome assembly.
AUGGACAGCCAUGACGAGUUAUUUAACGAUAAGUUGGCGUUGAUGUGUCUUUAUUACCCAGACUAUCUGAGAGAUGCACUUGGUGACUUGCUACGGCAAUGUAGAGGAGAUAUCGAUGCUACGCGUGCGGUGAUCGGUGGACCGCGUAGUGUCAAGAGGCGAGGACUUCAUCAGGGCAAUUUGGGUCGUAACAUUAGGGUGAAACUACUGGCAAAUGGUAGUGAUGUGGCUGGUGAUUUAGCCGUGGCUGGUACCGUGGUGGAAGCUGGCAAGAUGCGCAAGGCUAAUGAGAUGCGCAAAGCUGGUGAGAUGCGCAAACCUGUCACCAAUGAGGCUGGUGACGUCAAAAACGUCAAUGCCAAAGAUGUUUCUCCCUCCUCAUCACACAAUGUAGCAUCAUCAAAUUUGAAUCUGCCAGGCAAAAAACAACGUGGGCAUGUUAUAACCCUCAAUACUCCGCGUGACGUCGAAACUCAUCUUGGAGAAUAUGCAUCGUUGCACCCAAAUUUCUUUUCACCAGAAAUUGCCGACCAAUUGCUAGACGACGUGGCCACUCAUACCAAUCUCUACAAGAGUCACGAGUUUUAUUUAUUUGGCAACUACUGCGUGCUGAACCACGGAACUGGUGCGUUCUGCAAGCCUAACUCCAAGUACCCCGACCUCAUCUAUAAUGGGCUCAAGUCCCGCAAGCCCGUGCCCUACUCUGCCAUGUUUGGUAGGGCCGUAGACAUUCUAGAAGCCUAUGUGAACGAUGUGGUGAUUCCAUCCAACAAAAGACUUCCGUUUCAGCGCAAAGAUCCAUGGACUGGCAACUUCUGUGCUGUCAACUACUACCAGAAGCUCCAGAACAACUUGGAGUGGCACUCGGACCGUUUAUCUCAUAUAGGUCCGCAUAACUACAUUGCAUCGGUAUCACUUGGAUCCACACGCAUGUUUCGGUUGCGGAGAAACUCGUCAACGAACGGAACUAUCUACCAGAUUCCUCUCACUCACAAUUCGCUAUUGAUGAUGAAACCUGGGUGUCAAGAAAAGUUCAAACACUGCGUAAAUUCGAUGCUGAAGGCUUUGGAAGUUCAUCCGAAGGUGGGGACGACGCGGUAUGGCCUUACAUUUCGAUGCUACGAUGAGAAAUUUUUGGCCAACCUUCCCAAGUGCAAAUGUAACAUGAGCAUGACAUUGCGUCGAUCAUAUAAGGCACCAGCCACCCGGGGCCGCUACUUUUGGCUGUGUGAAAAUCUGUAUCAGAAUAAGGAUUGCGGGACAUUUCAUUGGGCAGAUUUCUCGAACAUAGAGGGCCACUACAUUGCAAAGGACGUGGAGGAUAUUUCUACGUGGGUGGGUGAUGAUAUGGAAUAA